Tarenaya hassleriana is the source of this 1461-nucleotide messenger RNA. RefSeq lists its product as uncharacterized. Gene Ontology annotation, cellular component: cytoplasm. NCBI's taxonomy places the organism in Eukaryota, Viridiplantae, Streptophyta, Magnoliopsida, Brassicales, Cleomaceae. Bases 942 to 1232 code for a protein of 96 amino acids. The transcript has 5 exons. Gene Ontology annotation, molecular function: protein phosphatase inhibitor activity. The record is from RefSeq and is a predicted model, not a curated record.
CCCAGAUCUCCUCCUAAUUAGCUUCGUUUUGAUCUUGUUUCUUUGUGCCUUUGACUGCAUUGAUCUUCGAUUGUGGUUCGUGAUUUCUGACAACAAAUCACUUUUUUACUCGGGCUUUACGAACAUAUUUUGUCUGGUUCUUGGUCAGGGUUUCUUAGGUUUCCGAAUUCUAUUUGAUCGGAUUUAGCUCGCUGCGGUUCUUGAUCGAUCUGAUGGGUAUCUGCUUCCCUGUAGGUUAUGUGACCUUAUGGCUCAGUUUAGUUGAAUUUAGGGUUUUGAUAUGAAUAUCGAUGUCUUACCUGUUUGUUUGCUGGUCUGGGAAUUUCGUAACCUUUUUAUCUUCUCAACCCAAUCCUGGGGAAAACCUUCAAUUUGGGUUGGUUUUGAUGUGAAUACGGAAUCUGAUGAUCAGAUUUGGCAAAACGUAUCCAAUGCAUCCUUCGCUGAGUGAUGAAUGUUAUCCCCGAAGAAUUUGGGACUCUGAAAUUCUUCUGAAUAAGCUAAGAUUCAGUUUCAUCACUUUUGUCUAAGAUAACUAGUGCUCCUUGUUUUGAGCAAUCAUCUUGUCAGUGUUAGUUAGUAAGCACGUGAGUGACCAAACAGUGUUAUGGGAUCUGGUCCUUCUGUUGUAUGUCAGAUUCCUGUUGUUUUCGCCAAUUUUGUCCACAGUGCGGGCAUGCUUGUGUCAUGACUUAACCGAGCAAUGUUUUAAGCGAUUUCGUCUUAUGAUUGUAUAAACAUAGUAUCGAACCGGGAAUCUAUUGACCAUGGCCAUGUGCAGGUUUCGGUGGGUUAAGAGUGUUUUUGUUUGGUCCAAGAUCGGGAAAUCCGCUAUUUUUUUUUUUGGCUGACCCAGUUCUUGUUUUUGCAUCUUUAAGUAUCAUAGCAAGUGAUGCAUAUGCUUGCGCAGAAUUUUGGUUGGGUGGCAUAUAGAUAUCAUAAUGUCUGGCACGGUGGAUCUCAAAGCACAGCAAGUAGAAGGAAACACGAACACUGGGGCUGAAAAAUCAAUGCCAUCAUCUCAGGAGGAGGAAGCAGCUGUAAAGAAAAAGUACGGAGGAAUUGUUCCAAAGAAGCCACCCCUGAUUUCCAAGGACCACGAGCGUGCUUACUUUGAUUCUGCUGAUUGGGCUCUCGGAAAGCAAGGAGUUAAGAAGCCAAAAGGACCCCUUGAAGCACUUCGACCAAAAUUACAGAUUCAGAUUCUGUGGCAUAUAGAGAAGGGUUGCUGAGUAUAAGAUGAUAUAGAUAUAUGCACGACUAAAUGACGGCUUGUGGUGAAAGGGUGAUUUGGGAUGGAAAGCAAAUAUCUUGAAGAGUACUAGUAAUGUUGAUUUGUGAUACAUUUGAAAGGAGUGAACUUUUUAACGCCAUAAGCCAUAAGGCAUAAGGCAUACCUAAGACCUUUUCCGAGUUGGUUGGAUAACGCGAUCGAAUUUCACUGAACUUGUCGAGGAGUUA